Messenger RNA from Corvus hawaiiensis (hawaiian crow), 2800 nucleotides. RefSeq names its product mothers against decapentaplegic homolog 6-like. Gene Ontology annotation, biological process: BMP signaling pathway; anatomical structure morphogenesis; SMAD protein signal transduction. The transcript is spliced from 4 exons. The record is from RefSeq and is a predicted model, not a curated record. Gene Ontology annotation, molecular function: I-SMAD binding; transcription regulator inhibitor activity. Gene Ontology annotation, cellular component: heteromeric SMAD protein complex. Lineage: Eukaryota; Metazoa; Chordata; Aves; Passeriformes; Corvidae. Bases 1016 to 2059 code for a protein of 347 amino acids.
CCAGGACUGAGGGUCCCCACACCCCUUGGAGCCAACAGGCAGGCGUGGGGAGCUGGGGUUCUGCUUGCACCUCCCGCCCGCUCCCCCACUCCUGGCCAUUUCCUGUCUCAAUCUGUGGGAAGCCGCCAGAGCAAAAUACCUCCAAUGGGCCCAGCCUGGCUGGGGGCUGUGGCAAAGGUCGUGGCUGGUGGCACCAGAGCGUGGCUGUGGGGGUGGCUGUGGGUCCGUGAGCCUACCCUGCCCCAGUGCUGCUUGUGCUGGUGCCUGGCCCUAGCACAGGGGAAGCUCUGCAUGCCCCGUCCUCGGCAGCAGCAGUGGCGCCAGUGUGGCCUCCCUUAUCUCGGCGGGAAGUCAGGAGCAGGAAGCCUGGCUCGGUGCGGGAUAAGGGUCCCGUUUACAUUAGCUCCUUUGUUGUGGAGCAGGCUUCCACCCUCACCCACUGCCCACGGGGUGGGGCCCUGGCUGGGCCAAGAAAUGAGGGGCAACAGGAACCCCUGCCCAAGAUCCAUGAGGGGCUUAGGUGGUCUUUGCAAUGGUCCCUGUGAGGACACGAGUAGGGAUGGGGUCUGCUAUGAUGGUGCCCUGCCACUGUGCCACAUGGCUUCCCCCUGCCCAGAUCAGCUACUCAGCUGGACCCUGCCCUGUGGCUGUGCACUGGUGUCUGCAGUGCUGUCUGGGCUCCUGGCUGUGGCCAGCUGCCUUGGUAGCGUGGUGCUGGGCAUCCUUGACUACUGGAGCCCACGCAUCUGGCACCUGCCACGUCCUGGCGUGGUGGCCCUGAUGUGGUGGCCCUGGCAGUGGCUCAGCCCCAGGGCUGGCUGGGAUGAGGGAAAUCAAUGAAUUCCCCAAACGGGAAGGUCUGGGGGAGGGGAGAGCGUCCCAGCACAGGAAAAAGUCCAGGCAGUGACGUGUGGUGGGCAGAGCAGUGCCGGCCGCCCUGAGAGCACAGCCCCAUGCACUGCCCUGGAGCCUCUCACCCACCUCCGCCACCCACCGUGGUCCCCACGGCCACCCCAUGUUCCGCUCACACCGUGCUGGCCUGAUGCGGAGGCUGUGGCGGCAGCGCUGUGCAGCAGCCAGUCCUGAGGAUGGCCCCAGUGCCCUCAAACUAGCGGCGCAUGCCCUCUUCAAGAAGCUGAAGGAUGAGGAGCUGGAGCUGCUGGUGCAGGUGGUGGAGAGCGGGGGUGCCUGGGAGUCUGGCUGCGUUUUGGCACCACGCGGGGACCCACGAGGGGUCAAGCAGGGACUCUCCCCUCAAGUCCUGCUCUGUCGCCUCUUCCGCUGGCCUGACCUCCACCAGUCCCAUGAGCUCAAGCACCUCUGCUACUGCGCUGGGGGUCAGGGGGCCUGCGGGGACUUGGCUGUGCUGUGCUGCAACCCCCAUCAUUUCAGCCGCCUGGCUGUACCUGAAACCCCGCCACCCCCCUACUUGAAGGCAUCCUGUGGUCCCUCUUGGCCAGAUGAGCCCCAGCACCCCAGCACUCAGCUCCUGGAGUUCAGCUACAACGGUGGGGACUGGUGCGACACCAGCCUCUCAUGGAGCACCAUCAAGGAUGGCUGCUGGUGCAAACUGGCUUACUGGGAGUACCGGACACGCGUGGGCCGCCUCUACGCCGUGCACGAGGCAUCAGUGAAUGUCUUCUGCGAGCUGCCAUGGGGCAGUGGGUUCUGCCUGGCCCAGCUGCCGGCCGCCUACCGCAGCUGUGCUGUCCGGCGGGCACGUGGCAAGAUUGGCCGGGGGCUGCUGCUGAGCCGGGAGCCAGGUGGCGUCUGGGCAUACAACCGCAGUGAGCAUCCCAUCUUCGUCAGCUCACCCACCCUGAGCCCCCCUGGUGCCUGCGGGCUCACUGUCCUCAAGGUGCUGCCUGGCUACUCAGCAAAGGUGUUUGAUUAUGAGUGGGCAGGGGACAGAGGGGGCUGGCAGCUCCCUGGGGAGGGACCCUGUGACCCUCACAGCAUCCGCAUCAGCUUUGCCAAGGGCUGGGGACCCUGCUACUCCCGGCAGUUCAUCACCUCCUGCCCAUGUUGGCUUGAGGUCCUGCUGAACCAGCCAUGCUGAGGCUGGGGCUGGAAGGGGGUGCCAGGGAGUUCCCCCAAAGCAGGUUCACAAGCUGGGGGGCCCUUCUGUUCCCCAGCCUGUGUCUUCCAGGGCUGUGUUGCAGCAGGAUCAUCCUGGCUCUGUGGGACUCUCUGCCCGAGUGCUGACUGGAUGCAGUGCCCUGCUUGCAUGGCUCACCACCCUGUCAGCACCUGCUUCCCCCAGCCAUGGGGCUCUCAGUGACACAGAGCACGAUUUUAAUUUUUUUUUAAAUUUUAUUAUUUUAAUGUUCAAGUUUAUAUUAAUUCAUCUAUUUUUGUAAAAAAAGCAAAGCAUGAGGCAGGAGUCCCCAUUGUCAGGGCCAGGGCCGGUGGGGACAGGGGAAGUAGGAGAGACGGGAGGUGGGACAGAGUGAAGAGGAGGGGAGAGCUGUGGGCCUGGGUGUCACAGCAGACAAAGGGAAGGGGAGUGAACUGGCACUGCUGGGGUGAGAACAGCUGGAGUGUGGGGCAGGUGCUGGGGCAGGUUAGAACAGCUGGAUAGGUGUUGGGCAGGUAGAAUGAAGGGGAGGGCAGGUGAACACUCCUGGGGUCGGGACCAGUUCAGGGUUAUCCAAGUUGGGUCCCAGGCCCGGGGGGAUCCUUCAACCGUUCUGGCAGCAUGGGGGAGCCCCGAGCAAGUGUAACCGAGGGGAUCCCGAAUUGCCCGAGUCGUGUCUGCAGUUUUUAACCCAAAUAAACGGUGCCACCGGCACCAAGAGAC